This is a messenger RNA of Spirodela intermedia, 456 nucleotides long. Lineage: Eukaryota; Viridiplantae; Streptophyta; Magnoliopsida; Alismatales; Araceae. The record is from the annotation of a GenBank genome assembly.
AUGACGUCCCAGGCCUUGCAGUGCGACCGCGACGGCGCGGAGAUCACCCGUGGGGACGCCGAGUGCAGGGAGAAAAUCCAGGCGAUGCUCAAGGAGCUCUCCCUCCCGCCGGGGCUGCUUCCCGUGGAGGACAUAUCGGAGCUCGGCCUCAACCGCUCCACCGGGUUCUUCUGGGUGACGCAGAAGAGGAAACGCGAGCACGCCUUCAAGAAGAUCAAGCGGCAGGUGUCCUACGCCGCCGAGGUGACCGCGCUCGUCGACAACCGCAGGAUCAGGAGGAUCACCGGGGUGAAGGCGAAGGAGCUGCUCUUCUGGUUCUCCAUCGCCGAGAUCUAUAUCGACGAUCCCUCCUCGGAGAGAAUCACCUUCAAGACGGGACUGGGGCUCUCGAAAAGCUUCCCCGUCUCCGCCUUCGAGCUCGAGCAGGAGACCAACCCGGAUCCUCCUGCUGAAUGA